Seminavis robusta is the source of this 1455-nucleotide messenger RNA. NCBI's taxonomy places the organism in Eukaryota, Bacillariophyta, Bacillariophyceae, Naviculales, Naviculaceae. The record is from the annotation of a GenBank genome assembly.
AUGGGAGCCCAUCUGCUGCACAGAUAUGAGUGGUUUGCCGCGUUUCUUCUCUUUCUCCUUGCGUUCACAUGCCGCCUCGAACAAGUUGUGAAAAGUGAGAGACGGAGAACCAGAAGUGACGAUGAGCUCUACAAGAAUGCUCAUCAAGUGGAACUGGUUAAGGAGUGGGUAACAUCACAGUAUUGCAAGACCGACUUGGAAAUUCUCUGCCCGGUUGCGCUCACCACCAAUCUUUGCUAUGGCGCUUUCGAUCCACCUCUGCGGUUUGUGCUAGAUCAACCAGCAGACUGGGCGCCAUCAAGCUGCUCCUUGAAAGAUUUGCUAUUGCAUGUCAAAUGGGAUGAACAAGAAAGCAUUAAUGAACUGGAAGACAGGGAGCAGUUGACAUAUUUUAUCGCGCAUGUGCUCAAUCAAAUUCGAACGAAGUCCGCCAAGUACUUUCGAGGAGAAGAUCGCAACAUUCAAGAGUUCGAACAAAGCAAGCUGAUAGAAAAUGUCUUGACAUCCAUCGUGCACAUGUUUUCAUCGCCUACACGAGUUGACAAGGAAGGAAAGACCGAGUCCACAAAAGCCGUUGACUUUGACAUGACAGGUCGUGUAUGGUCACGAGAUGAAGUUAUUUCAUCAAUGCACGAAGCAUGCUUGUGGCACACUCAUCACAAACGCCAUGGGUCAUCUUCCGUGGCUGGAGCAGCUUUGCGGCUAAGCCGGCAGCAACCAAGUUUUGUCUUCAAGUUUCUGCCUCUUGUCAAAGAACAGAUUCAAAGCUUGGAGGAUGACCCAGCUGCUGAAGCUAGAUUCCAUAUGCUAUACCCAUCCACAUUGUUUGGCUCUGAAUCUUUCUCGUUGGCACAGCAAGAUGACAACCCGCGUUCUGACGCUUGCUUAUGGUCACAUUUUGACCAAAGGACUCUGAUAUCCCAAGAUUGUGCAACGGCUCUUGAGACUGCCCCGGGAAAGAUUCGAGAUCUAGAUUGGGAAGGAACAUACUCGCUGCUAUUGAUUCACAUCUACACCUUCUUUACUGUUUCAUUUGUGCUUUGGUCUUGGUCUCGUCUUCGACGACAACAACGCGACAAAAUGGUACUCAAGCGACGCAGGAGUGAUCUCAUUGAAAUUACUCCUUCCGGGGUCGAAGUGCUGAGUGCAGGCACUGGAGACUAUACUUCUACCACGUACGGUGACACCCGAAUCGAGCACAUUCGCAAAACCAAGAGGCUGCUGCUGGUGUAUCUCCUUGUGAGUUGCCUUGCGGCGUUUGCAAUCUCAGCCGCCUCGGAAACCAUACAGUUUGCAGAUUUCUUGGAUGGAAUCUGUGUUUUGUUGCUGGGCUUGGUAUCGCUCAGCUUUGCACCAUUAGUAGCUCAGUCACCCCCAAACUACGUCUGUUCGGAUGUUGACAAGAGACAGCGAAUUGGACUCUACAAGAAGCAGGCAUCCCUCGACAUUGCCUGA